Messenger RNA from Plasmodium gallinaceum, 3255 nucleotides. Its product is annotated as conserved Plasmodium protein, unknown function. The record is from RefSeq and is a predicted model, not a curated record. The transcript has a single exon. Bases 1 to 3255 code for a protein of 1084 amino acids. NCBI's taxonomy places the organism in Eukaryota, Apicomplexa, Aconoidasida, Haemosporida, Plasmodiidae.
AUGAAAUAUUUAAAAAAAUGUAACCUUCUAAAAUUAACAAUACAAUUAGAUAAAUUUUUAAAUUCAUCAUUAAAGUUUAAUAAAAAUAAAGAAAUAAGAAAAAUUAACACAUCCAUACAAAAGGAUGAUAAAAGUUUAGGAAUCAUACUUAUUAAUAGUAAAGUUAUAAAAGGAAAUGAAAAAAAUGAUAAAUUAAUAAGUACUUCAAUAAAUGAAAUAAGUGAAUUUUCAAAUAAUGAUGAAAAAAAUAGAUAUAUGAAAAAUGAAAAGAGAAAAGAUGAAAAUAUCAAAAAUUAUAAAAAUAUCAAAAAUUAUAAAAAUAUCAAAAAUUAUAAACAAUCUGAAUUGGUAAGAAAAAUAAGAAAAUUUUGUAGAAAAGAUGAUUUAUGCAGUUUGUAUAAAUUUUGUGAUGAAUUUUUAUAUCUUUUAAAAAGUAAAAAACUACAAGAAAAUGAUUUUUCUAUAAUAAUUCAUUUAUUAAAUAAAAAAAAAUUUUAUGAUAAUAGUUUUUGGAGAAAUAUAGUUACUACUGAAACUAUAGAUUUAAUCUUUAGUAUGAAUUUAAAACAAAUUAUUUUGUCUUUUUAUAGUAUUGUAAAUUCUUAUAAAUAUAUUAAUUUAAAUUUUUUAAAUUUAUUUACUAAAAAUUUAAUUUUAAUUUUAAAAAGUCAAAAAGACUUUUUUUCAAUAGUUAGAAAAAAAGAAAAGGAGGAAAAAAAAGAUAUCGAAAAUUUUAAUUUUUACUUACACAAUAAUUUAAAAGAUGAGAAAAAUUGCAUUAGUAAUCAAAUUAAUAAUUUAAAUAAUAAUGAAGUAAAUAAUAAUAAAGUAAAUAAUAAUGAAGUAAAUAAUAAUGAAGUAAAUAAUAAUAAAGUAAAUAAUAAUGAAGUAAAUAAUAAUGAAGUAAAUAAUAAAAAGAAUUGGAAUAUAUUAAUUAGUAAAAAUAAAAAUGUUUUAACUUAUAAAACUAAUGAUGAAAAUUUUAUGUCAAUUUUCAAUAAUUUAAAAAAUCAUAUAAAUUUUUUAGAUUUAACAUUAAUAUGUAACACAUAUUAUAAAUUAAAAGAAUUAGAAAAUAUAGAAAACAUUGAAGAACUAAAAAAUAUCGCAUAUAAACUUUUUCUUUAUUUUUUAUUUUUUAAGAAAAUAGAUUAUAAUCAUUUAUGUUUAUUCAUUUAUAGUUACAUUAAGAUGAAAGGAAAGUUUAAAUAUUAUUUAUUAAUUAAAAUAAAAAAUAUAUUACUACAAAAAAAUUUUGAAUUAUAUACCAAUAUAUAUAAUUUAAAUAUAUGUUCAUUAAAUAUGUUAAUGAAUGUAUUACGAAAAAAUCAUUUUAAGGAUGAUAACUUUUUUGAAGAAAUUAUUUUCUCAUUCAUCAUUAAUUUAAAUUUAAAAGAAAAAAAAAAAAUAAAAAUAAAAGGUAAUAUACUAAAUUGUGAUGAUAUUGAAAUAAAUGACCAUAUUUCUAUUAGCGAUUAUGUAUACUCUUUUGAUAAAAAUUCUAUCAAUAACAAUGAUGGUUAUAACUUAUGUGAAAAUGCAAGCAACAAUGAAAAUAAAAACUGUUACUAUAUUCCUACAGAAAAAGUAGAACUUGCUAAAUAUUUUAUAAAAAAUAAAGAUAUAUAUUUAUCAAAAAAUUGUAAUUUAAUUAGAUUAAAAAAAAAAGAUUUUUGUUUUUUUGUUUAUAAUAUGAAUAAAUUAAACAUAAAAAAUUAUUAUAAUAUAUAUGAAUAUAUAAAAUAUGAGACAGAAAAACAAUUAAAUUUUUUAACUAUAUAUGAUUGUUGCAUCCUGUUAAAUUCCUUACUAAAUUUAAAUAUACUAAAUGAUAAAUUAUUUAUAAAAUUGUUCUCAUGUUUAAAAAUUUUAUUUGAAAAAAAUCAUUAUAAUGAAAAGGAUGUUACAGGUAUUUUCAUAACUUUCUGUAAGUAUGCACAAAAAAACACAAAACAUAAUAAUUUAAUAAAUUUAUUUUUAAAAUUGUUAUAUUCAAAAAUAGAAAUGAAAUUAAAAAAGUAUAAUUAUAUGAAUAUUAUUUCUAUUUUUUGUUGCUCCACAUAUUUUAAUAUAAAUUUUAAUAAUGGUAUACUGCAAGAUUUGUGUAUAGAUGUACUCAAUAAUUUUAAUUGUAUAGAUGUAAAUUUAUUACUUAUUUUUUUAUAUUUUUUAAAAAGUAGAAAUUAUCAAAUAAAUUUUUUUUUUUUUGAUUCAAUUUUACAUAGACUUCUUCUAAAAAUUAAAGAUUCAGAUACUUUUUUUUUCUUUUUUGAACUUGUUACCAUUUAUUCUACUAAAACAUUAAAGAAUGAAAAAAUCUUAAAAAAGAUUACGGAGAUAUUAAAUAAAAAUUAUCCAUUUUUUUAUAUAAAAGAAAAAAUUAUUUUAUCAUUAUAUAUAUUAAUGACACCUAUGUUGUCAUUAACAGAAUUAUCUUUUAUAUUUUGUAAGAAAACAUUUGAAAGUAUAUUAGACUUUGAAAAAAAGAGAAAUGAUGAUAAAGUAGAAGAAAAAAUAAAUAAAAUAAAUAGAAAAGAACCAACCUUCUUGUUACAUAAAAAUAAUAUUGAUAAUAAGAGUAAUCGUUGUUCUACUUUUUUUGAUGAUUAUUGCAAUAAUUUUUUACUUAAUAAUAGGGAUUUUAUUAAUAAUAUAAAUAUUGAUGAACUAAAAAUAUAUUUUUUUAUAUUAUUGUUAGACUUAAAUCAAAAUAAAUUACCUUUUUUUAAAAAAUACGAAUCAAUAGAAAAUGAUAAUAAAAGAAAAAAUUACUAUUACAAUUUGAUAUAUAAACACAAAUUUAAAAUAUUUUUUGAUUUUAUUUUUCUACCAUUAAACAAUGAAUGCUUGAAUUAUUUUUUUAAAACAAGUAAGUUGUUUUAUUCUCAAAAAUAUAAAGGGCUUUUAGAAGAAAAAAAAAAAGAUGAUUUAAAAUUAAUUAAAUAUUCAAAGAGAAAAAAAAAUAUUACAUUAGAAACUUAUAAUGAUGAAAUUAUAAAUUAUUUUCCUCAUUUUGAAGAGACAAUUUUGAACGUAAUAAAAAUAUCUUAUGAAGAAUUUUUUACUUUUAUACUCUCUCACAGAGAAGAAGAAAAAUUUAAAAAAAAUAUAAACUAUAUAAAUUACAAUUAUUCAGAUUAUUUUUUUUGUAAUAAUGAGAACCUCUAUAUAAAAAUAAAAAAGAAUAUUUUUAUUAAUUCAUUACACAUUCCUUAUAUAUUUAAAUUACCAAAAGAAUUAAAAUCAUUUUUAUGA